AUGGUAUCUCUCAACCAUCAGAUACCAGAACCAUUUGCAGGUACAACUUACAAUUGGGGUUCCAUUGAGGCAAUGGAUUUAGUUGAGGAUCUUAGUCACCCUGAGACAACACUUAGUCCCAUUGUGGAAAUGGCACAUGUUCAUCGUCCAAUCCCAACCGAGAAUGGCAUGAAUUCAUGCGUAUUCCUCUUGUCCCCGCGAACUAGUAUGAGUCCGAAGCCAGGGGGAGAUGAAGGAUGGAUUAUAUGUACAUCAAAAUUGGUACAGAGAUCCAAUGGAAAGGUGGUGUGGGGAUCAGGAAUAACAGAAUUUUGUGUCAACGGGUUAUUUAUGUGGUGGGCAAGAAAGAAACCUACAUAUCCUUGUCAAUUUCAUCAGAUAUGUAUACAAUCUCACCAUGAACAAUACUCUGGCUGUUCACCUGAAGAAGACUUACUGAAAAGAGUCAACAUGCAAGAUCUCGAAGACUUCUUUGGCAGGUCUCAUCCUGCGUACCGACCCACCACUCAAUCCUGGGCGUCGUUCAUGGUUCGCGGAUCGAUGUCUCCUAUGGCACCCUCGAAGGGACCUCUGCCGUACACUUCCUCCUUGCAUGGGUUCAUUCCCGCUACUUCGGAACGGAUGAGCUCCUCUCGCGGUCGGAUGCUUCCUGUUCCAUCGCCGUACUAUUCUCACCAAGCAAAGCACGGCAUGCUUCCGAAUGUCUUCACUGCUCAUGAUCUGAAUCGGGAAUCAACAUCAGCUAGGAUGAUACCUUUCUAUGUGCGUCCCCUCAAAGAGUCAGUGCAUCUCCAUAAAAACGAGAAGACUGGAGCACCCCAAGACUCUGCCAAGCUUGAGAAAAGCUCGAUCCAAGAUGCAGAACAAGCGAUAAUCAAUAUUCGCAGAAUAAUCGAUGUCCGAAAGCUCAUCGCUUCUCCUCCGUGGUUCACCCCCCUCGGCUCGGUAGAGGAUCCCAAUGCUAUCAAGUCAGACAAUGUACACAACUGGGAAACGGACUUACCUCCUCUGACACCCUCUUUCCCAGCUUGGAAUCUCCGCAUCCCACCGCCAGGCUUGACAGGGCCUAUCGAGAAUUACAUGAACAAGCAAGAUGUUCUGCCCGAACCAGAGACCCGGCACUUUGGAGGAGUGGGGCAGAUGGGUUUGUUACCUGUAUGGAAUACACCUUCUCCUUUGCCCGCUGGUGAUUGGCGUUGUCCAAGAGAUGGAUGUGGUUAUGCAAAUUUCGGUCGGAACAAGAGUUGUCGUCGAUGUACGGAAGCAAGACCAGUCGGUAUCCCUCCUCCUCUUGGUGUAGAUGGAGAUUGGGUUUGUCCCAUUUGCGGAUUUACUAACUGGCGUCGUCGAAAGGUUUGCCUAAAAUGUCAUCCGGAACAUGAGUCAUGUCAAAAUGGUGUCAAGAUUCCCUCGCUGGGUGAUCUAGGAUCGUCUCAGGGACACUCCGGAUCGUUCGCUUGGAUACCGGUACCUCCGGACUGA
Tremella mesenterica DSM 1558 is the source of this 1482-nucleotide messenger RNA. RefSeq lists its product as uncharacterized. Lineage: Eukaryota; Fungi; Basidiomycota; Tremellomycetes; Tremellales; Tremellaceae. Bases 1 to 1482 code for a protein of 493 amino acids. The transcript is spliced from 9 exons. The record is from RefSeq and is a predicted model, not a curated record.